This is a messenger RNA of Ilex paraguariensis (yerba mate), 2526 nucleotides long. Lineage: Eukaryota; Viridiplantae; Streptophyta; Magnoliopsida; Aquifoliales; Aquifoliaceae. The record is from the annotation of a GenBank genome assembly.
GUCUACUCACUUGAAGAUGGUCCUGUGCGCACUGUUUGGAAAAAUCUCAAACUUACAGUCAAUAUCAUUGAAACGAUUGAGAAUAGGACGAUGACUGUAGACUGGCUAAAUCUCAUGCAGGAACCAUUCAAAUCUGUACCUCUUAUAUGGACUAUCCAUGAGAAAACACUAGCCAUCCGUUUGCGUCAACACCUAUCAGGUGGCCAAACUGAGAUUGUAGAAGUUUGGAAAAAAGUUUUCAAUCGUGCUACUGUUGUUGUCUUCCCCAACUAUGUCCUGCCGGUGUUCUAUUCGGCAGCUGAUGUUGGCAACUAUUUUGUUAUACCGGGUUCUCCUGCUGAAGCAUGGGAAGCAGACAAUUUUUUGGCUUUACAUAAAGAUAAUCUGCGUGUCAGGGUGGACUAUGGGCCAGAUGACUUAGUUAUUGCAAUCAUGGGAAGUCAAAUCUCUUAUAGAGGUUUAUGGCUGGAGCAGGCCCUUAUUUUACAGGAACUACGCCCAUAUUUUGUAGGUUCGGCAUUUGAUAGCAAUUCCACUUCUAAUCUCAAAAUCAUUAUUUUAAGUGGUUAUUCAGCUAGCAACUACAGUGUGGCUGUGGAGGCCAUUGUUCUAAACUUGGGAUACCCAAAGGGAAUUGUGAAGCAUGUUGCUCUUGAUGAAGGUGUAGACAGUGUUCUAAGCAUGGCUGAUCUUGUGAUAUAUGGAUCUUUUCGUGAAGAGCAAUCUUUUCCGGACAUUUUGAUAAGAGCUAUGUGCUUUGGAAAACCAAUAAUAGCCCCGGAUCUCUUGAUGAUAAAAAAAUAUGUUGAUGAUAGGGUGAAUGGCUAUCUAUUUCCAAAGGAGAAUAUUAAGUUUCUGAAACAGAUAAUGUUGCAAGUAGUCUCAAAAGGAAAACUAUCACCUCUAGCUCGCAAUAUUGCUUCAAUUGGAAAACAAACUGCUAAAAAUCUCAUGGUUUUAGAAACAGUUGAAGGGUAUGCUUUGCUCUUGGAACACAUUCUGAAGCUCCCAUCUGAAGUUGCACCUUCCCAGUCUGUCAAAGAAAUCCCUUCCAAGUUGAAAGCAGAAUGGCAGUGGCAUCUUUUCAAAGAAAUGGCAGAUUUUACUUAUCUAAAUAGAACUUCAAGAAGCUACGGAUUUUUAGACAACGUUGAAAGUCAAUGGAACCAUACUCAAAGGGAGAGUUCUGGUGCUGUGACUGCACCUAAUGAAACAUUUUUAUACAGUAUCUGGGAUGAAGAAAAAUCUGUUCAGAUGAAUAACACAAGGAAGAGAAGAGAAGAAGAAGAGUUAAAGGAUAGAACUGAACAACCUCGGGGAACAUGGGAGGACGUGUAUAAAAGUGCCAAAAGGGCUGAUCGUUCUAAGAAUGAUUUGCAUGAAAGGGAUGAUGGGGAGCUUGAAAGGACGGGUCAACCAUUAUGCAUCUAUGAACCUUACUUUGGUGAAGGAACCUGGCCCUUUUUACAACGUAGAUCACUCUAUCGUGGACUCGGACUGUCCGCCAAAGGUCGAAGACCUGGGGCAGAUGAUGUUGAUGCUCCUUCUCGUCUUCCACUCCUGAGCAAUACUUAUUAUCGAGAUGUCCUCGGUGACUAUGGUGCCUUUUUGGCAAUUGCUAAUCGGAUUGACCGCAUUCACAAAAAUGCUUGGAUAGGGUUCCAAUCUUGGAGAGCAAUGGCUAGGAAGGAAAAUUUGUCUAAGACUGCUGAAAAUGCACUGUUGGAUGAUAUCCAAGCACGAAGACAUGGUGACGCUCUCUACUUUUGGGUUCGUAUGGACAUGGAUUCAAGAAACCCAUUGAAACAGGAUUUCUGGUCAUUCUGUGAUGCUAUAAAUGCAGGAAGUUGCAAGUUUGCUUUCUCCGUGGCUUUUAAGAAGAUGUAUGGCAUAAAACAUAACUUGAGCUCCCUACCUCCCAUGCCUGUAGACGGGGACACAUGGUCCAUCAUGGAUAGCUGGGUUUUGCCAACCAGGUCCUUCCUAGAGUUUGUAAUGUUUUCAAGAAUGUUUGUGGAUGCACUUGAUGCACAAUUCUAUGAUGAGCACCAUCAAAGUGGGCAGUGUUACCUGAGUCUAUCCAAGGACAAGCAUUGCUACUCUCGGGUGCUUGAGCUACUCGUAAAUGUCUGGGCAUACCAUAGUGCAAGACGAAUGGUUUAUGUGAAUCCAAACACAGGCGUGAUGCAAGAACACCACAAAUUGAAGAGCCGGAGAGGUCAAAUGUGGGUCAAAUGGUUCGAGGCCAACACCCUUAAGAGCAUGGAUGAGGACCUAGCUGAAGAAUCAGAUUCAGACCACCCUAAGAAAAGGUGGCUGUGGCCAUCAACAGGUGAGGUCUUCUGGCAAGGUCUUUACGAGAAAGAGAGGAAUCUAAGAAAUCGAGAGAAGGAGAAGAGGAGGCAGCAGAGUAAGGAUAAGAUCUCUAGGAUUAGGAAACGGACUCGUCAGAAAGUAAUAGGAAAGUAUGUGAAGCCCCCGCCAGACGAGAUCGAAAACACAAACACAACUGUGGCAGUCAGAUAG